GAUCUGAGAAAUACACACGGUACGCUCGAUCUUUGUGCAGAAAUGUUCACGGUUCUUCUGGUUUUCGUACCUCCACGAUUAACAUGGAGGAUUAUUAUCGGUUAUAGAACCAUACUGAUUGCAAACAUCUCCAACAAGUACCCGUAGGCCCUAUACAGAAGAUCGUAAAAAGCUUCUCAUCGUAAGGGGGUACCAGUUUUUCUGUAACGGGAAGAUUUACCAGCAGCCAGAAGAAUGGCAUUAGACAUCUCUCCAGGCUUCUACAUGCUGCCUCUACCCAUCAACAAAGACAUCAACAUCGACAGAGCCGUGGUGGAGACAAAACUUAGAGAUUUGGAUCACUUCCGUCGGGUACGAACAGGCCGAUCUGAAGAGCUUGCCAUCCUGAACCUGCAAGGUCUUCUGGUACUCCGACUACGCCGUCAUGAGGAAGCUCUUGGCUACUUCCACGCAGUCUUGGCCAAAGAUCGAGUCAAUCUGAAUGCAUUAGCCAACCUGCAGUAUGUUUUAGAGAAGCUCUUUAGAAUGGCUGAGGCACAGCAUUGCAAGGAUGAGCAAAUCCACUUACUUGAUUUAGGAGAGAGCGCAGACAGCUCAAAGAAACCUAAGUUGUCUGAAUCACAGAGGAUGAUUAAAGCCCGCUGCCUGGCCGAACAGGCGUAUGCGUAUGCCUUUGAUAUCCACUCUGACACUGUUGAGGGGAAGAGAUACAUGGAAUCUAAUGAUUUGUACCGAAAGGCACUUGAACUUGGAGGGAAAGCUGUAGAAACUACCGAAAAAGACGAUUGGAAAUUUUGCAUUGCAUUUAAUGCACAUAAACUGUUUGACAAUCUUUAUUAUGAGAAUAAGCAUAGUGCUUCCAAAGAGAACAUUGAAAUUGCUGUAAAUCUGUUUUAUGAAAUCACUCAGAGGAGUCCAGGCGAUCCCGAAUUCCAAUGGGAUAGUUGGCGGCACUUGGCCGAUAUUUUCAGAGCGUUGAAAAUCAGGAAGAUUUCUAUAGAUUUGCGCCAGGAGUUCAAAGAAUUCCAGGACGAUCCAGAAAAGUGCAUGUUGCGGGCUAUGAAGGUGUCGCCGAACAAUGCUAGGCUCUUGGCCCGCUAUGCAAACUUCCUGUACUCCCUAAAGAAGGAAAUUCAGAAACCUUUGGAACUUUUGGAGCAGUCCAUAAGUCUGGACAGUUCAGAGUUCAACUUUUAUGCAUUCACUACAAGAGCUAUGAUCAACAUCAAGCACUAUUAUAGCCAGUUGAGAGAGGCAGGCCAAGACAGCUCCAAGAUGGGUCUUCUUCGGAAUGUUCUCCAGCUGGCCAAAAAUGACCUGGAAAAAGCAAUGGCUAUGCAUGUGACCCCUUGGGAUUUGGCACGCCUAGGGGAGGUCUAUUACCUCCUUGCCAAGAACCACACAGAGCAAGAUGGCGAGGUCAGGUCUUUGAUUGAGAAAGCCUUGUUGCAUUUCACCAAAGCGGCGGAUUGCCAAGAUGGUCACAAGAGGAUUGAGGUACAUCUUAUGCGAGGACGAUGCUUGUUUGAUAUCGGAGAAAAACGCUCAGCUAUCGGAUGCUACAAACAAGCAACAGAUUGUGAACCUGCAAAAAGCAAUUACACCGGUAACUUCAAUGAACUUCUCAACGUCUAUAUGAGUAUACUUCAUGAGGAGAAACCUACCAAGGACAAAGCUAUCUUAGCUGAGGCUGCAUACUGUUUGAAAAGGGCGCUACUUAAAUAUGGAGAGAAAAACAUGAGAACAUUUUGUAUUAACAAGUUCAGAUCUGCAUAUGCAGACGAAUUUCAACAGCUGGUUGAUUACUGUGGCCAGUAUGGGGAACUCAGUCAACUGUCAUCUUUACUAGCGCCAGUUGAACCUGUCUCCCAGGCUAGCCUAGUAUGUGUUGACACUGGAGGAAAACUUAAGCAUCCUUGGACUAAAACUUUUUUUCACAAGGCAGGUGACAUCACAAAAGGAGAUAGUGGAAAUACAGUAAAGGAAGCCUCAGGCGUGGUCGCUGAUGAAAAUUUGGAUGUGGAUGCUGAUCAUGCUGUCUCAUUCACUGUGUCCAAGAAGGAAGCUGAGAGUGAUGAUGUUCAUGAGAUGGCAUCUCUGGCUAGAGACAUGGCAAAAGUUGGCGUCAAGGAGCAACCUGUAAGAUCGAAGGAGCAGCCAAUUAGGAAAGCGCUUGAGAAAGCACGAGUGUCCAGCUUCGAGUUCGACUUUUUUGUAGUCUACCCUGAGAGCCAGAAAAAUUGGGUGUCGUAUGACCUUCUGGUAGAAUUGGAGGAAAUCCGGAAAUUGAAAGGAUGUACUCGUCAUAGGGACGCCAAACCAGGAAUUUAUGUAUUCAGGAAUGAAAUUGAGCUGAUGAAAUGCAGUGCGAGUAUUUUGUUGAUAAACGAUAAAGACUUCAACAACGAGUGUGAAUAUUCGAUGAACCAGGCUGUCCGACUUCGGAAGACUAAGGAUUGCAAUCGGGUGGUUAUUCCAAUCACGAGAGACACUUCAGAGAUACCCGAGGAGAUCAGCGUCUUCAAGUUUUUUGAUGCCACGGGUGCAGUUGACUGGAACAAGUUGGCACUUUGCAUCGAACAACAGAUAGGCCUAUAGUUAACUGUAAUUUGGGGAUGUAUGGGAGCCUUCUGGGGGGUUGUUUCAAUUCAAGGGAUUUGGGAAUAGAAGAAAUACGUUUGAUGUGCUUGGUUGUUAUUUUAUCAUUAGUAUUAAACCUAAUCUCACCACUUACAGCGUGAUGAAUGUCAGCCGUAAAAUCAACAUGUACCUCUUGACAUUAAAAGGAGUAAUUACCCUUUUUGUGAUGCUUGGACUUGUGGGUUUUUUGAGGGGAGUUCUUUCCGAGACUUAGUUAGUGUGUGAUGAAAUCGCUAAUCGCUUGGAGACAAAAAACACGAUUUAUUGUGAUAAACAAUUUGUUAAAUAAUUAUAAACUCAAACUCCUGCAUCUUUGUUCAGUAAAUGGAUUUCAAAUGAACUUGAUAUGAAUUCAAAAUUACACGGUUAAAGCUAUUGUGUUUGAUUAAAAUGUAAUGUAAUGUACGUCUGGUAAUAACAAACGGUUGCUGUUUGUUUAAUGAUUCAUUACAAUGCAAAGGAAUUUAUAGUCAUCAAUGUUAGGGUAGUUAAUACAUUCCAAGAUAUUUAUUACAGUGCGGCUUAGACUUGCAAGCUCAGAGGAAAAUAAUCAGAAUGAUACAGAGCAUUUUCCAAAGUUGGUGUUAUUUCAAUUUACUCUUGAGGUAUUGUAUUAUUACUCCAAAAGAUUUCCAGCAGGUUUCGGAGUAGCAAACUCCCACGAAUAUAAUUAGAAAAUCCAGAAACUUUCAGUUCCAAAAUUGCAUUUAGGCCUACUUUAAUUUACUUUUUUUUGCAUUUGAUAUAUUUUUCAAAAAGAAUUCCUAAAAGUCUGCUUGAUGACAAUCCUUUUGCAUUUAGGGAUGAUUUGUGGAAUAUCAUUGUCUCUGGGAUAAACCUUUCAGAGCUAAUUAUGAAUUUCUAUCAGAUCUUAGAACUUGAUGAAUUAACCUUAUAUCUCACUCCUUCUUAAAACGGUCGCCUCUGCCAGUGCAACACAGGCUGCGGCAGCAAAGAUAGCAAACAGACUCGUUGAUCAUGAUAACCGAGGCCAGAACCAGACCAAUGAAGAGGUAGACGUUUAGGCCUAGGAGAUUUCUCUGAAUGUAAUUGAGAUCCAUGAUCGCUCCCAAACCUGGUGACGUGUAGGAUAUAGCCAGCCACGUUGUCUGCCAGUCUGCCCCUGUUUUGAGAGUCGCGUAUGAUCUUAGAGACGCGCUGUGCGUUUACACAGAAUCUAAAAGGAAGUGAAAAUGCUGUAUGAUUUUCAUUGUACAAAAUAUCCGCUAAAUGUGACAACAAAAUGAUAAAGGCAGUGUAUAAUUUGCCAUUGGCGGCAAAACCAGUAA
Messenger RNA from Acanthaster planci (crown-of-thorns starfish), 3929 nucleotides. RefSeq names its product tetratricopeptide repeat protein 22-like. Gene Ontology annotation, biological process: signal transduction. The record is from RefSeq and is a predicted model, not a curated record. Lineage: Eukaryota; Metazoa; Echinodermata; Asteroidea; Valvatida; Acanthasteridae. Gene Ontology annotation, molecular function: protein binding.